This is a messenger RNA of Chironomus riparius, 3364 nucleotides long. Lineage: Eukaryota; Metazoa; Arthropoda; Insecta; Diptera; Chironomidae. The record is from the annotation of a GenBank genome assembly.
UUGCUACAAAUUUCCAUUUAAAGAAAUUAAAAAAGAAAGAUUUCAUUAGAGACACACCAGCAGAAUAGUGAUGUUCAAAAUGCAUAAAAUAAUUGAAAAUGGGUAACACUACAAAUAUGUUGUGAAAAUUAAAUUAAGUAAAAUAAAACGAAUGAAACUUUUGAACUAGAACGAGAGUUUAAUUAACUUUUUGUGAAACAAUUUUGAGACAUAAAAUUAAACAGAAAAUAGUGAGAAAAUGUUGUUAAUAACAAUUUGUGUAAUUAAAUUUAUUCUUUGUGCAUCUACGACAAAAGCACUUGUGGAGCAUAAAGGAUUUUAUUCAAACAAAUUAAGCGAUGCGCAUCUCACAGUUCCAAGAAAAGUAAAUAGCUUUGGUGAUCAUUUAUCACACGAUUUGAGGCAUCAUCAUGAACACAAUCAUUAUAACGACAGCACAGGGGAGCCUGAUGACCAUGCUGUGCAUUAUCAUAUUGAUAUUCAUAAUGAAACUUUACAUUUAGAAUUAGAACCUUCGACAAGAUUUGUCGCGCCACUUAUGGUCGUCGAGCGUCAUAAGAGAGACUUAAGAACACAACAUAAACGUCCACAAAGACAAACACAGUGCCAUUAUCAAGGAAAAGUUCGUGGUCAUGAAAAUUCACAUGUUGCCAUAUCAGCCUGUAACGGAUUGAGUGGCUUUAUUCGCACCAAUAAAAAUGAAUAUCUCAUCGAGCCAUCAAAGAAUCAUAAAAUCAGUGAGAAUGGACAUCCACAUGUCAUAUUUCAUCGUUCGGCAGUAAAAAACCACAAUAAUAAUGAAGUUGAGAAGAAAGGUGCACAAAAGAAGCGUCGAAAGAGAAAGAAGCGCCAUCAUUCCAGUAAUUGUGGAACUAGAGAGCCAAGACGAUCGACUGAGACAAAGAUUGAGUGGCAACCGCAAGGAAAGGUUAUCGUUCAAGGUGGUCGAAAAGUUAGAAAUCAUCACAACCAGCAUCAACAGCGGAAUAAAAAUCACCAAAAAAAUUCCAAGAAACGACACACUCGUUCUGUCGUAACACCGCGUCAUGUUGAGGCGUUAGUCGUUGCUGACCAAACGAUGGUGCAAUUCCAUGAAGGUAGCGAUGUCGAUGUUGAGGCAUACUUACUCACAAUUAUGAAUAUGGUGUCAGCUUUAUACAAAGAUCCCACAAUUGGUAAUUCAAUUCAAGUUGUAGUUGUCAAGAUUAUAUUACUCGAUGAAGAAGAAUCAUAUCAAGAUUUAAAUGUAACCCAUGUCGCGCAAACGACUUUGGAUAGCUUCUGCAGAUGGCAACGAACAUUGAAUCCAAAGCAGGAUGAAGAUCCUCAUCAUCACGAUGUUGCUAUUUUGGUAACGAGAAAAGAUCUUUGUGCUGCGUCUGGGUGCUCAACUCUCGGCGUUGCAAAUGUCGCUGGAAUGUGUCGUGCUGAUAGAUCAUGUUCAGUAAAUGAAGAUAAUGGAAUUACAUUGGCGCACACAAUAACACAUGAGUUGGGACAUAACUUUGGAAUGUACCACGAUACAUUGAAGACAGGAUGCGAUAAACGAAGUGGUUCAAUAUUGCAUAUUAUGACCCCAAGUUUUGAGAUAGAUACAGUUCAAGUUUCAUGGUCGAACUGUAGUCGUCGUGAUAUAACACACUUUUUAGAUCAAGGAUUAGGAAAAUGUCUUGAAGAUGCACCGACGGAGACAGAAUAUACUUAUCCUGACUUACCACCAGGUGCGAUGUACAAUGCAGAUCUUCAAUGUAGAUUACAAUUUAAUACAACAGAUGAAGACAUUAAAAUGUGCUCACAAUUAGAUGAAAUAUGUUCGCAACUGUGGUGUAUGAUAAAUGGAACUUGUACGACUUUAUUAAGACCGGCAGCACCUGGAACGAGAUGUGGAAAACAUAAGUGGUGCCAAGAUCAAAAAUGUGUAGACAUCGAAGAUCUUCCAGCUCCAGUUGAAGGUGGAUGGGGAAAUUGGUCGGAAUGGGGUCCAUGUUCAAGAGCGUGUGGUGCUGGAAUUUCAAUUCAAACAAGAUCAUGCGACCAUCCAGCACCAGCAUUUGGAGGUGAAUUUUGUAUUGGCGAAAGAGCUCGUUACAAGACAUGCAAUAUUGGUAAAUGUCCAGAUGAUGAACCAAGCUUCCGAGCACAGCAAUGUUCAAAGAAAAACAGCGUUCCAAUUAAAGACAGAUACUUUACGUGGCUACCUUAUUUAGACAUUCACGAGCCAUGUAAGUUGUACUGCACUGACAAAGAUGAUACAUUUAUUCAAGCGUUCGAUAAUGUUGAAGACGGGACGUCAUGUAAAAUUGGAACUAAAGAUAUGUGUAUCUCUGGAAUCUGCAAGCGUGUCGGUUGCGAUUGGGUUGUUGACUCAAAUACGACAGAAGACCAGUGUGGCAUGUGUGGUGGAACUGGAGGUACAUGCACGACUGUCAAGGGUGAAUUCAUUGAGAAAAUCAAUGUGUCUGAUGGAUACUAUGAAAUUCAUCUUGUUCCAUCCGGUUCACGUCAUAUUACAGUUGAAGAAAUGGGACCGUCUAAGAAUUUUAUUGCAAUUGGCAAAGCAGACUCAAAAGAAUUCUACUUGAAUGGUGAUCGAUUGAUUGAGUUACCUGGAGAGUACAAUAUUGCUGGCGCUGUGGGAUUGUAUGAGAGAGAAGCGGAACUUGAGAAAAUGAUAAUUCCCGGUCCAAUAAAGCAAGACAUUGCAAUAUAUAUUAUAUUCAAGGGAAAACAAAAGAAUCUUGGCAUCAAAUACGAAUAUACAUUACCAUCAAACUCAACAGAUGAAAACAUUUUCUACUGGAAACUUUCCGACUUUACACCCUGCUCGAAGACAUGUGGCGGUGGCAUUCAAUAUCGUCAUGCUGUUUGCUACAAAAGGUAUGAAGGCAUUGUGGAGGACAAACAUUGUUGGUCUAAUGCGGAAAAUAAAAAACCGGAAGCUGUAAGUCGUACGUGCAAUGAUGAAUCAUGUCCUGCUGACUGGUGGAUUGGACCAUGGCAACCGUGCUCUGUGACAUGUCAGAGAAUUGGCGACAAACAUAAGCCAAUGAAGAGACGUACAAUUCUAUGUAUUGACCAUAAUGAAAUGGCUUUACCUGCGGAUCAAUGUGAUGAGAAUACACGUCCGCAUGAGGUUGAGCAAUGCAGUGUCGUUCUACCCGAAUGUCAUAUCGACGAUAAUAUUCAGAAUGAUUUAUCAUUCAAUCAUGAUUAUGAUGAUAAAUUUAGUGAUAAUGAAAUUCCUUAUGGUUUUUAGACUUAUUUUCUAAAACAAAAAAUAUGUAUGUGAAUGGAACUAACAAGACAAGAUACUUUUUCAUAAAUUAUGAUUGAAUUUAAAGUAUAUAUUUUAUUCUUUUGUGAG